ACAGAAAAGUAAAGAUACGUAUCUGACAAAUUUCGUGGUUUUUCAAUUGGAAGAAAAUAGUGUUUGGAAUUUUAUACAUCAAAGCAAAACCAUUAUAUUGUAAUGCUGAGUGUAAAAAGCAGCAGAAAAGUACUAAUAAUUGAUUUGUGAAUUACUAAAAUAUAAAAAGACGUGAAAAUGUCAUUCGUACGCACCUCGACGGGUGGCAAUGAGUCGGUGCAUAAAUUUGUUGAGGCCUUACGGGCAGACUUUAAAACACUUUCCCUGGAAACUAAAAAGAAGUAUCCAUUAAUUAAGGAGUCAUGCGAAGAGGCUAUUUCGAAACUGAGUGCAGCAAGCAAUAAUCAACAAACUUCUGUCUACUACACGGUAAACCAAAUUCUCUAUCCACUUGUACAAGGAUGCGAAACCAAAGACCUAAAAAUUAUAAAGUAUUGUCUGGGCAUGAUGCAGCGGCUUAUCACCCAGCAGGUGGUUGAUCAAAAGGGUGCACGCUACAUAACCGAUGCAUUAUGGAUGCUUAUGGAGAAUAAUAUAGAAGAGGUUAAGGUCUUGCAAACUGUUACGCUGCUACUAACUACCAACACCGUAGUACAUGGCGAAACUUUAGCCAAAUCGUUAGUGCUAUGUUUUCGUCUGCAUUACACCAAAAAUUCGACAAUUGUCAACACGGCGGGUGCUACAAUACGUCAACUUGUGUCAUUAGUUUUUGAACGUGUUUACUCGGAAAAAAGUUCUAUGGCAACGCUACAGGGUAUCAAUCAAAAUGCAAAUAAAGAAGCGUUGGACGCUGAUAACAGCACUGGCGCUAAUGCUGAAAUGCAGACUUUUGCAGCGGAUGCAUUUUUCCUAUUUCAAGAUCUCGUGCAGCUAGUAAACGCCGAUCAACCAUAUUGGCUUAUCGGUAUGACUGAAAUGACACGCACUUUCGGUUUGGAAUUACUCGAGGCAGUAUUAACUAAUUUCAGCGCAGUCUUUCAUGAGAAUAACGACUUUCGUUUGCUGCUCAAAGAACGCGUGUGUGCAUUAGUAAUCAAAUUAUUCUCACCAAAUGUCAAGCAUCGCCAGGUACCGGCGCCUAAUAACGGCAAUACGGCAGUGCCUAACGAUAAACCAUAUUUUCCAAUUAGCAUGCGUUUAUUGCGUUUGGUGGCAAUACUAAUACAGAAGUAUCACACGAUAUUGGUUACUGAGUGUGAAAUUUUCCUUUCUUUGAUCAUCAAAUUUUUGGAUCCUGACAAGCCACACUGGCAACGCGCCUUGGCAUUGGAAGUCAUACAUAAACUAGCCACAAAACCAACUUUAAUCGCUUUCUUCUGCAAAUCGUAUGAUUUAAAGAAUCAUGCCACCAAUAUUUUACACGAUAUGAUCACGUCGUUGGGCACAUUCGUGCGUUACUCGUUAAUAAAUGCUGCAGCUUUGCAAAAUGGUCAACCGCCUGCUGCUAAUCAAAAUAAUCCCACAGCUGCGCAUAACGCCGGCAAUCAAUGUGGCUUCAUGUUUCGUGGCGUUUACUUACCGCUAGUCACUAAUUUUGCACCAGGCGUAGCAAAAGCCGUCUAUUUGGAGAUGCUUGAUAAGUUGGAGGCACCCAACAUACCGGACAGUUAUGGUGUUUCUGUUGCUUAUGCCAUACUUUUAGAUGUGACGCGCUCUAUUGGUGGCGUAAUACAACGCACACCCGAAAUGCAACAAACGAUACACAGCGCCGAUAUUAUCACCGAAGAGGAACACAAACCGCUCUGCAUACAGUUGAUCAACUCCAGUUGGAAUGGCUUGCUUUCAGCAUUCGUGCCACUUAUAGACGCCUCAAUCGACGAUGCCACAACGGAUAACAUACUGAAAGCCAUGCAGAGUUAUGCUGCACUCUGUGGUCUGCUAGACUUGCUUGGGCCGCGUGAUGCGUUCAUAAUAUCCAUGUGCCGUGCCUCUUUCCCACCGCACUAUGCCGCGGCGAUUUUCGCCAACAACGCGCACAUGGAUGCCGAUUUGCGUGGACACGCGCGCAGCAACAGCCAAGAUCUUAACAACCAGUUCAUGAACACUUGCAAUGAGGGCGAGUUUCGUCAGCAGAUAGUCGCUGUGGGCACGCCAUUGCCCAGCGCCUCGCUGCCGCACAGCAUCAUGCAAGCGCCGGUCAUGUUGACCAAUAAGAAUCUGCAAUGUAUGCGUGCAAUCUUGUUUUUGGCGCGCAAUAGCGGCAGCAUACUCGGCACCUCGUGGCACAUUGUGCUGCAGACACUGCAACACCUCGUCUGGAUUUUGGGUUUGAAGCCCUCCACAGGCGGCAGUUUGCAAGCAUUCCCAAAGCCUGCCGUAGAAGCAAAUGUCGGCAUACAAACGGCUGUCAUGGCCGACUUGCCUGUGCUUUCGCAAAUGUUGAGUCAACUCUUCGAAUCCAGUCAGCGUUUGGACGAUAUAGCGUUACAUCAUUUGAUCGAUGCUUUAUGCAAAUUGUCGCACGAAGCCAUGGAACUCGCUUAUGCCAAUAGGGAACCCUCCUUAUUCGCUGUCGCCAAACUGCUCGAAACCGGGCUGGUGAAUAUGCCGCGCAUUGAGGUGCUCUGGCGCCCACUCACCAACCACUUGCUGGAGGUUUGCCAACAUCGUCACAUACGCAUGCGCGAAUGGGGUGUGGAAGCCAUUACCUAUUUGGUUAAGUCCGCACUGCAGUUCAAACAUACCGUGCCACUGAAGGAGAACAUGGAGCUGCAGACCAUGUUGCUGAGUCCACUUUCGGAACUAUCGACGGUCAUGCAUGCGGAUGUGCGUCAAAGACAACUGGACUGUGUGCUGCAGAUACUGAAUGGCGCUGGUGAAAUAUUGUCCUUCGGCUGGCCGGCCAUAAUUGAGAUAAUUGGCGCCGUAAAUGAGCAUCAUGGCGAGCCCUUGAUACGCACCGCAUUCCAGUGUCUUCAAUUGGUGAUCACCGACUUCUUAACUGUUAUGCCUUGGCGUUGCCUGCCUCUAUGCAUUCGUACCGCCGCCAAGUUUGGUUCGCAGACGCAGGAGUUGAAUAUCUCGCUCACGGCUAUUGGUUUGAUGUGGAACAUCUCCGACUUCUUCAAUCAAAAUCAAGACAAAUUAAUGUCGGCUCAGGUAGAUGAGGUUGCCAUAUUGCCUGACUUCCCAGGCACCGUGAAAAUGCCGCAAUUCGACAAGCUCUGGAUGUGUUUGUAUGCCAAACUGGGUGAUUUGUGCGUGGAUUUGCGUCCAGCGGUGCGCAAGUCAGCGGGCCAAACGCUUUUCUCAACCAUUUCGGCGCACGGCAGUCUGUUGAAUCCACCCACUUGGCAAGCGCUGGUUUGGCAGGUGCUAUUCCCGUUGUUGGAUAAUGUGCGCGCGCUCUCCAGUUCGGCCAGCAACGAGAAAGUGGACGCCAGCGGCAAUAUACUGAUACACCACUCGCGCAACACAGCGCAGAAGCAAUGGGCGGAGACACAAGUGCUCACGCUCUCCGGCGUGUGCAGGGUGUUCAACACCAAGCGCGAAUUGUUGCAAAUGUUGGGUGAUUUUGAUCGCGCUUGGUCGCUGGUCUUGGAAUUCAUACAAAAUGCUGCUUUGAGCAAAAAUGGUGAGGUCUCGCUGGCCGCGCUGAAGUCGCUACAAGAAAUCAUGUACCAUAAUGCGGAUAAGGCGGCCUCACUCACGGACGAGGAGACAACACGCGUGAAAGAUGACGAAAUUUGGACGAUCGCUUGGAAUAUUUGGCUAAAUAUCGGCAUUGAGAGCACCAAGAUCACAACGAAAAACAACGACACCCAAGAGGAAUUCUACGUGCCCAGUCAGGCAUUUUUAACCGCAUUGAUACAGAUUUUCCCGGCAAUAUUCCAACACAUCCACCAAAGGUUCACCUUAGAGGACUUUGAGAAAUUCUGCAUUGUGCUGACAAAUGCGGUUUGCAUACCCGUACAAACUGAUGCCGUUCCAUAUAUGAUGUCCGCUGUGUCCGACUCGCUACUCACACCCUUGCACGAUGGCAUACUCGACUGCAUGGAUCUCAUACAAAAGGAGGCAACUAAGGAGGGCUCCAACUUGAAGCAUAUGAUUCCUGUUAUAUUCCGUCAAUUGCUGGUAUUCAGUAAGUUUGCUUGUGCGCCGCCCGCAUACACCGGUGUCGAGCACAAGUACGUGAAGACCGCAAAUCAUUACACAAACAAUGCUUCCGUGGAAAUGGUCAGCAUGAAUUUCAUACCGUUCGGCGAGAAGUCAAUAAGCAUAUGCGUGAAAUUGUACCAGGGCACAGCUACAGAAGAGUGCGUCAUGCAUGAGCAUAUUUUGCAUGAAAUCAUUAAGGCGCUGCGCACACCGCUCGCCAUGAAGUACAAGUGUCUGUCGUCCAGCACAUGGAAAUUGGCCAUCUCGAGUUUGAUUACGGUGCUACAUACCGGUUUGAAGGUGGCACGCGCCAAACCCAGCUAUUUCACCGGCAUGUGGGAUGACUUGGCCGAUACAUUUGAUAAAUUUCUCUUUCCUGCAAGCGUUUGUACAAUUGAAGAUCGCGGCCUUGAUGAAAUCGUGCUGGACGAAACAAUUGAUUGUCAGGUCAUCGAACUGUUGCGUGACGAGGUGUUGCCGCACGCACACGAAAUGCCGCAUCAAUUUAUCAUGCAAAUUGUUGUGCUGCUCAACAAGGGCUCCAUACAUUCCGCAUCUGACUCGAAUAUUUGCUAUGAAUCCGAUUGGAAAUUACGUGAAAUCUUCGCCAAGACCUGCUUUGAGACGCUCUUACAAUUCUCGCUGUUGGACGACACUUGCAAUAAUAAUCGCAAUAGCUUAACAGCGGCAACGGCAACAGUGGCGGGCAUAAAUGCAUCGCUGAGUUCGAAUGUACUCGGUGGUGGCAAAGAUUUUGCCGGUCGCUUGGCGGUCACAGCUUUGCUACAUCGUUUCCAAGAGGUCUUGAAGCGUUUCAACGAUGACGAACGACAGAGUGGAAAGUGUCCGCUGCCAAGAUUCCGCCUUUCGGAAAUUUCCUUCGUACUAAAGGCAAUCGCCACAUUGGUUGUGUCCAUGAAGAAAGCACCGCCAUCGAAAGUAAAUAAGCCGGCGUGGGACCAGCUUAUCGGUCUAUAUCCGUAUCUCGUCGAUUGUACGACCACAACAUCGCCAGAGGUGUCGCGCUCGUUGCGCGAAGCCUUGUUGCAAUACACAGACCUACUGCAACCACCCAAGUGUCUAAAUACUGAAACUGCAAAACUACAAAAUGCCACGCAAUCGAAUGGACAAGAGUAAAUUAGUGCGAAAUGUAAGACAGUGAAAUAUUUAUGUACACAGACACAGCCACAGACAGACACACAGAGCUGAUGAUUAGAGCCGUCAAUUAAAUGACGUUUAUGGGACUUUUACAAUAACAUUUGAAAGCGUAUAAAAAACAUGAAGAAAGUUUGAUAUUUAUUUUGGGCAUGCUAGAUAAGCUAACUAUACAUACAUACAAGUACACACACACACACACACACUUAUUUAAUAAACUGUAAUAAAUUAUGUAUUCACUUGCAGCCGUUUUGCUGUUAACCUAUGCGCGUAUAUUUUUAGCUGUAUUUAUGUACAGGUAUGUUGUUGCGUUUGUACCGUCAAAAUAUUUUUUAUGCAAAAAACGAGAAAAAAUUCCAAAUUUCACUUUAAUAAUAAAAUGGCAAAAAUCUGAA
Molecule: messenger RNA, 5648 nt
Organism: Zeugodacus cucurbitae (melon fly)
Lineage: Eukaryota; Metazoa; Arthropoda; Insecta; Diptera; Tephritidae
Gene: mon2
Product: protein MON2 homolog
Exons: 22
Coding region: 178-5235 (1685 amino acids)
Source: RefSeq, a predicted model, not a curated record